AUGAAGUAUUCCGCCCUUCUUUCCCUUGCCCUGGUCGGAUCCGCUGAGGCUUUCCGUACCCAAGCAACCAAGAAGCAACCGCGCAAGCUUGAGGAAUGUAACAACGCCCCCGAUAUCUUCACGGACGACUACACCACCUUCGGAGCUACCUACAAAGUCAAUUCCUACAGGGGUAAUCCCAACUGCCAAGACUUGGGAUUUGCCUAUGGAUACAAGAUGGAUGAGCGAUGCUUUGAUGCCACCGACCAUCCCUUUGGCACCGAAGACAGCUCCAUCAAGUACGCCAAGACACAGGGUGACUGCGCUUCUGGCACUACUCCCUCUGGAACCUUCACCACCAAGUGCAUCGACGAUGGUGAGACCCCAGAGACUGCUGCUCCUACCGUCGAGUGUGAAUAUGAAUGGGUCGUCGACCACGAUGUUGCCACUUCUCCCGCUGAGGUUUCCAUCCACGUUGAGAUGUUCCCCCAACAAGAGGCUGCCCACUUCAACAUCACCCUUGAUGAUCCCCAGUACGGAGGCAAAACUUUCACUGAUGGAUGGUGCAUUGACUGGGACCGUCUCAUUGGUACCCAAGACUGGGAUGUUGAUAUCUUCAGUUUUGGCUCUGAUGCCAUCCCUGCCGCUGCUUUGGACAAGCACGACAUGCUCCCCAACUUGGCAUGGUUGAUCAACAACAUUGCCAUUGGAGACACUGUCGAUGAAGUGGUCCAAGGAGAACAAUGUACUGGAACUGUCAACUGGCUCGAAAUCCAAGGAGGUAUCUGGGGUCUUGUUGAUAACAUCAACGGUACCGGUACUGAUUAUGAGACCUACCGACACGAGUGUGUUGCGCGAUGGGUCCGUGACCAAGCUAUUGCUAACGGUAAUGGAUACACUAUUGACUGCUCUGACCCCAAUGAACAAAUCCCUCUUGUCAUGGUCAUCGACGAGGGCUCCCACUACCCCAAGCAACGAGAGAAGUGGACCCACCACUGGCUAUGA
Molecule: messenger RNA, 984 nt
Organism: Seminavis robusta
Lineage: Eukaryota; Bacillariophyta; Bacillariophyceae; Naviculales; Naviculaceae
Source: the annotation of a GenBank genome assembly